Debaryomyces tyrocola is the source of this 264-nucleotide messenger RNA. NCBI's taxonomy places the organism in Eukaryota, Fungi, Ascomycota, Pichiomycetes, Serinales, Debaryomycetaceae. The record is from the annotation of a GenBank genome assembly.
AUGAAUCAGAUGCUUGACUACUUCAAGUUUGGUCAAGUUAAUGUACUAACUAGUUUGUUUUCUUUUGAAGGGUAUUUAAGAUCUAAAUUAACCACAGAGUCUCAGGAAGAAGAAAAGGGAAACAAAAGGAUCCAAUGUUUCUUUAGAGCAAUCUUUUCAUCCGAAAAAAUAGACAGAAACAGACUAGGGACUGUUGAUGCGAAAUUUUAUGAUAGAAGAAUAUGGACUUACCUAUUAUGGAAAAAUGUAAACAUAUAUAAUUAA